Messenger RNA from Acanthaster planci (crown-of-thorns starfish), 2089 nucleotides. RefSeq names its product acid-sensing ion channel 4-B-like. Gene Ontology annotation, biological process: sodium ion transmembrane transport. The record is from RefSeq and is a predicted model, not a curated record. NCBI's taxonomy places the organism in Eukaryota, Metazoa, Echinodermata, Asteroidea, Valvatida, Acanthasteridae. Gene Ontology annotation, molecular function: ligand-gated sodium channel activity. Gene Ontology annotation, cellular component: plasma membrane.
CGGCAGAGGAGCUCAGUGACACUUCAUUUUGAAUAAUUUAGCAGAGGGGGAAAGCGUUUAUGAGUAAUGGUCUGGUAACUAGGUAACCAAAAUUCUAGUACAACGAGCGUCUUGCAGGACAUGCAGAAAUGAUCCUUGACAGUGAAGCGAGGCCGGGGAGCGACCGUGGAGCUGGUAACUACCGCCAAGGUAUCAGCCUAACCAUGAUGACAGAAGCCACGGCAGGAGGCACUAGUCCGUCGGGGACGGCAUCGACUACGGAACAGCCGAGUGAGGAAUGCGAGAACAGCUCACUUAAAGAACGUAUAGCUACAUUUGGGGACGAAACAACAUUCCACGGGGUUCGCUUUGUAACGAAUCACCAGCUACAUUUUCUGCGAAGGCUUCUGUGGUUUUGCAUUGUCGGUGGUAUGACGGGUUAUCUUAUCUACGGUGUCUCCGUCAGCUUUAUCACCUUUUAUCAGCGUCCUGUGACAAGCGUGGUCAAGAUCAACUAUGUACGACAGAUCCCCUUCCCAACUGUAACUUUCUGCAACUACAACCAAUGGAAGAAAUCUCGCGUCCCGCCUGAAUUCUACGACGCUGUGCGCUCGCUCAAUCCUGCUAACAAGAAGCCAGUGGAUAUGACCUACUUGAAGGCACACGAUGUGACAAACCUCACAGAUAAACUUAUUAAUGACACCCAUCAGAUUGAAGAUAUGCUGUUGGAGUGUACAUUUAAAGAAGCUAACUGUUCAGCAGAAAACUUCACCCAAAUCAUCACAGACUUCGGAGUGUGUUAUUCCUUCAACGAUGAUCCGAGCAACGUGCACUACGUUCAUCAGUCUGGUAGUCAAAAUGCACUUUUCAUGAAGAUUACUGUCGAACAAGAAGAGUACAUCUUUGGCGAAAAUAACGCGGCAGGGAUCAAGUUGCUCGUUCAUCCUCAAUGUCAGCGCCCUCUUGUGAAAGAAUUGGGUAUUGCUGUCUCACCUGGUUUCGAAACACUUGUCAGUGUUCAAUUAAAACAGGUGGUGAACUUGAAGUACCCCUACGAAUCGAACUGUACUGACCGAGGCAAUGUGAAGUAUUCCGCGGAGUACACGGUGCCGCUGUGCCAGUACGAACAUAAAAUUGAGACCGUCAAAGCCAAAUGUGGUUGUAAAGACAUGAGAUAUCCCGGAAGUGAAAACGAAUGUCCUCUAUCAAAGUACAGCAACUGCUUACUACCAGCAGAGGCCAAUUUCACAUCUGAAGACAAGUCAUUCAACUGUCCUGUUCCUUGCGACCUCACGAUAUAUGAUACUCGUAUGUCAUUCGCCUACUACCCGGGUCAACAUCACUUAGAAGAAAUCAUGCAACAGAACAACCUCAGCGAAAAUUCCAUCAGGAAGAAUGUGCUUGAUCUGCGAAUCUUCUUUGAAGAACUCAGCUUCCAGAAAAUCGAAGAAAUCCCUUCCUACACUUUUUACAGUUUACAAAGUAGCAUUGGCGGUUACAUGGGUCUCCUCAUAGGCGCCAGUCUAAUCACAUUGUUUGAGUUUCUGGACUUCAUCCUGGUUACCACGACAUCGUGUUUGCUGAAGCAUUCGGUGCUCGCCAGGCCCAGGGGGAAUCGCGUAAGAGGUGCAGCCAGGCAGCGAGACAGGUCUUCGCACGGAGAGGCAAAGCCUUGCUUCAUUAAGAAAUAAAGCGUCAUGUUAAUACAUAGCGCCGUUCUGAGAUAUUAGGUUCAGAGAUGACCCAUAAAAUUUACUAUAGCUGUACGACUUCCCUUUUAACUCAGGCGAAAUAACACCUUUUCUGCAAUUUGCACAAUAGAUUAAUCAUGGAAUCAGAUAUUGAUGACAAAAAUUGUAGUAUUGCAGAUAUCUCGUGUGUUUGGCGGACUUCACGUGCAGAUUUUGUUGACGUUACAAAAAACAGAAGCUUUUCUGAACAAUUAAAUGGUAUUACAAUUACUAUAUCAUUAAUUCUAAUCUCAACGAAUUAAUUUUACAAAAUCAAUUAAUUUUCCCCAUUAUUCUGUUUACUAGGCUUUUCCUUCCUGAAACGACACAUGUGGAAUUGUAUUUUAGUGUAGACCUACCACAGAAUUCCACAACAGAGA